Molecule: messenger RNA, 2036 nt
Organism: Blepharisma stoltei
Lineage: Eukaryota; Ciliophora; Heterotrichea; Heterotrichida; Blepharismidae
Source: the annotation of a GenBank genome assembly
AUGGCUGAGUAUAACGAUUACAGUUUUUACAAGCACUUUGAAAGAGCAUUGACGCCAGGCUCAAUGGCAAUUCAUCAAAAAAAUUCAUCUAAAGUAUCUUUUUCGUCAUUUCGAAUGGGUUCUCCAAUAAAGUUUCAAUAUUUGAAUAUCAGACCUAGAAGCUCUUAUGUAACUGCUCCAAGCACAAAAAGAAUAGCUCCACCAGACUCUACAAGCUCUCAUUUAGGCCCAGGCCGCUAUAAUCAUGAAGUCCAUGAUUCAGGGCCUUCAUUUGAAUUUUCAAGAGAUGCUAGAUUUCAAGAACGAACCAAUUUUAGCUAUGAUAUUUCCCAUCUCUUAAAGCACAAGCAACCUUCAGAAGCUAUUUCUAAGCGAAUUGAAGAAAAUAAAGAUUUAAGGCAAUAUGAGCCUCGAAAAAAGCUUGAAAGAGCAAAAUCUUUAUCACAAAGAAGGAAAACAAGAGGUGAUAUAGCUAAACAGACAAAAUAUUGCAUUUUACAAUCAAUUAAAACGGAACGAAAAGACAGGCUUGAUGAAAAAUUUAAAAAAUUCGAAUUAAGAAUGAGGAAAAACGAAGUUUUCCAAGUUAGGUUAUCAUGGAUUUCUGUAAUUUCUUUAUUUGGCUCAGCAACGAUUAUGAGAUAUAAAUUAAAGAAAAAAAUUAUUUUGAGAAGAAGAGUAAUGUCUUCUUUAAAGUGACUCAGGCAAAUCUCAUAAAUUAAAAUAUGGCGUCUUCGUCUGGGUAUGGCCUCCGGCCAUACAUACUCGACUCAUAUUUUAAUUAUAUCCGGCAAGGUUUUGCCAUUCAGGAAAUGGACAACAAUGCCAUGGUAAGCAAUUCUGCAGAGCAGAGCCUGGCCCAUGUCCAACGACCAGAAUGGAUUUUACCCUCGAGAGGAAAGGGUGUCUAGAUUUGGAAAGGGUAAGCCCAGCAGAGUCUACAGGCAAUGCCUAGACCAUUCGGGCAACUACCUAGCGUGAAACUGGGCGUUACGUCCCAGGACUUGGAAUUUCCCUUUUUGCCGAAAGGUGACCAGAAAUUCCAUUUUUUGGAAUUUCGAAGAAGCCAACUCCCGUCAACUCAAGCAGCAAGCCGCAGAAGUCCAUAGCCCGCCCACUCAACACUUAAGCCGCUAUACGCGGGAAGGAGUAGACGUGUGUUCUCUUGGCAGUCUUUAUAGCUGUUAAGACUGCGCCGAAAAGCAGGUGAACCCCUAGGGGUCCUUGGUGACUGCAUAAUCAAAACGGCAGACGCCUUCUAAUGUUAAUUAAGAUUAAGACUCAGGCAAAUCUCGAAAUGUGUAGGAAAAUUUGUUAUAUUAGGGAAAAAAAUCAGAAGACUUAGAGCAAAUAGAGUAUGAAUUAUAUAGAUCUUACGAAUAUAUAUGCUUAUACAUGUGAAAAGAUGGCUUAAAAACAGAAGGCAACGAAAUUUGAACACAAUUAUUAAUGUAUUUGAAUCUUCUAUUACUUCUUCUGUGAUGCUAAAAACCAUGUUCAAGUGGCAGCAAAAAGUAAUUUUAAUGUAGCUUUAUACAAUUCAGCGUGGGUUAAAAAAAUUUAUCCUUAUCAAAAGAACCCUUUACGAUAUUUGGGUCGAAAGAUGAAAUGAAGCCGAAAAUGAAAUUUUUGAAAAAAGUUCAGCGAGAAAAACGAAAAAAAAGAAAACACAUAAAAAGUCAAAGAAAGCUGGAACUACGUCUAUUCCAGAAGAAAUAAAACAAAUAUAUAUACGGAAUUAUAUAAGAAAGCAGGUAAAAAAAUAUAAUGAAGAAUACCAAACAUAUGUGGCAGAAGUUAAAGCGUUAAAUUUGCAUAUUGAAACUCAAUUGAAAAAAGUGUCAGCAUGAGACGAUAGUGAGCUAAAUUUUCCGGAUCGGCCACAACCCCCGAAUAUUUCUUUAGAAUUGACAAAAGAGCUGUUAAUUGAAAUGAUUCAUACAGCUGAAAGAGAGAGGACUAAAUGGAGUCAAUUAAAGGAAGGGGAACAACGAAAGAUAACGAUAUCGAAAAAAAAUGAAAUAAAACGUAAAUAA